Messenger RNA from Galdieria sulphuraria, 1478 nucleotides. Its product is annotated as tesmin/TSO1-like CXC domain-containing protein. The transcript has 4 exons. Bases 116 to 1450 code for a protein of 444 amino acids. Gene Ontology annotation, cellular component: nucleus. Gene Ontology annotation, biological process: regulation of DNA-templated transcription. The record is from RefSeq and is a predicted model, not a curated record. Lineage: Eukaryota; Rhodophyta; Bangiophyceae; Galdieriales; Galdieriaceae.
CAUUGUUGAAUCUUCAUUACUGCUCCACAUUAUUUCUAUAUAUACUUGGUUUCAUGGAACGUUUUGUUAAGGGUAUCAUUUUAGGAAAAAUUUAAAGAAAUCAGUGACUUUUCUUAUGGAGCCAAUAUCUAAGGACGACGUGUAUGGAGGUUUCUCUACAGUUGAAAACUGCGACAGUUCAAUGCAGUGCGAUAAUAGCUUACUUUUUGGAGACUUGCAACUUUCACCUAUAACUUCUUCCGUCAAACCAUCCCCAGCAAAGUCCAAUGUGGUUGAUAGCAGUAUCACCUCUGAGUCUUUCUUCCCUUUAGCUUUACAGUGUUCCUGGUUUAAUUCUCCGGAUGAUGAGUUGGAUGAGGAUACUAUAGGGAACAAAUAUAUCUUGGAUCCUGGCUUAACCCCAGAAAGGCCUAAUAGAGAUACAUUUUUUUCUAUUAACAGCGUUACUCCAAUACAUCAAAUGACUUUUGGCUCUCCUUUCUCUAAGCAUGCCCAUGUACAAAGCUUUUCAUAUAGAUCUUUCUCUAUAAGUGGCAGCAAUGAACUGGAAUCAGCUCGAGCCAAAUUGAAUCAAAUUUUUGAAGAAACUCCAACAGAUGACAAUUAUGACGAAACAAUCGAAGAAACGUUUUCCUCUUUGCGUAAGAGCAAUUCAAGUCCGAAUGAAUUGAGAGCUUUUGAUUUUUCAAAACUUCAUACAGAUGAGAGGCACUUCUUGAAACGCAAUAUCACCUUGAGAUGGAAGAGAAAACAGGCUUUGGAAGCCUCAGAAGGCAACAAAUCCUUGAGAGAGACAGAACACAAGCAAACCUGUGUGGAAUCUCGACGAACAACAAGUUCCACAGAGUCGACCGAGCGAGACAAUCCGUGCAACGUGCAAUUCAAAGACGAACUAGAUCUCUUUGAUAGCAGUACACCAGAUCUUGAGUCAAGUUCCUCUUCUAUUCUCGAAGAUGCGUCAGGUUCAACUCCAUUUUUGAUUGAAAACAGCACAUCUUACAAUUACCGGAGAACGAGACAGCCGUUGCUUACUCUCAACAACAAAUUGAACGUUGGAAGCAAUCCGUGCAACUGCAAAAGAAGUCAGUGCCUUAAAUUAUACUGUGAAUGUUUCGCUUCGGGCUCUUACUGCACAAGCAAGUGCAAGUGUAACGGCUGCAAAAAUAAUGGAGAUAAUGCUAAUCAUGUCAAAACUGCAAGGGAACGUACUCUUGAACGCAAUCCUCGUGCUUUCUCUCCAAAAAUAUCGGAAUCUACUGCUGCUGUUACGGAAGAAGGGCAGGUGUUGCGCGUUGCAGCCCAUCACCGAGGCUGUAACUGCAAAAGGUCCAACUGUAGAAAGAAAUACUGUGAAUGCUUCCAAGCGGGAGUUCCUUGCGGUGAUAAUUGCAAGUGCGUUGACUGCAAAAACCAAAGUUCUCUUAGUUUGCUGAAAAACACAGCCAUGUAAAUGAAUAUGUUUUGGGAUGUCACUUGUA